Cryptococcus amylolentus CBS 6039 is the source of this 417-nucleotide messenger RNA. RefSeq lists its product as hypothetical. The transcript has 4 exons. Bases 17 to 340 code for a protein of 107 amino acids. NCBI's taxonomy places the organism in Eukaryota, Fungi, Basidiomycota, Tremellomycetes, Tremellales, Cryptococcaceae. The record is from RefSeq and is a predicted model, not a curated record. Gene Ontology annotation, cellular component: mitotic spindle pole body; spindle microtubule; DASH complex.
CAACAUCAACAUCGACAUGUCUCUAUCACGCCCUUCCACUGCGUAUGACCUCUCAACACCUCAAGAGUCACUUUUCGACCGGGAACGCGAGCGACUCAUCGAAGAAAUAUCAACGAACUUCGAAGAACUCAUGGGGAAUAUGAACAACCUGAACAGGACUUUGGAGCAGGUGUAUGGAGUGGGAAGGGAAUCCACCACCGUUUCAGCGUUGUGGGGCCGGUUCAGCUCACUGAUCAAAGAGCAACAGACAGAGCUGGCAGCUUCAGCAGACGUUGGCGUUCCGGGCACAGGAGGCGCCAACUUUGCAACCAGUACGACCACCAACCCCUCCAAAUCAUGACCAGGCCUGCCUGACAUUGUAUUCCAUAACUUGUAUGAUCUAUUGUAUGUACUGAAUGUCAUUAUUGCCAGACUCUA